Adineta ricciae is the source of this 1923-nucleotide messenger RNA. Lineage: Eukaryota; Metazoa; Rotifera; Eurotatoria; Adinetida; Adinetidae. The record is from the annotation of a GenBank genome assembly.
AUGGGAGAUUUAGAACUCGACGAGCUACCUCGAUCCGAAGAUCCUCGAUUGACUUUACGAUGUUUAGCAGAGCGGCUUGAGUGUUCUCAUACUACGCUGGAAAAACAUCUGAACGAAUUAGGCAAGACCUGGAAAUACGGAUUAUGGAUACCUCAUGAAUUAUCAUCACAUCAACUGCAACACAGAGUUGAUAUAUGAGUUGUUCAUUGGGAAUUUCUACCAAAUGGUUACACCAUUACUGCUGAUCUAUCAUCAUCAUCAUCAUGUCCCAUAGGCUUAGCGCCCGUUCGGGCCAACCAUUUUACGGGAUCAGAUUUUUCCACGCUCGUCGGUCUUGCGCAAGAUGGAACAGAUCCUGUCCACUGCGUUGACACCACUCUGUUAUGUCAUCCAGCCACUCUCUACAUGGACACCCCCGUCGAGACUUACCCUCUAUUUUACCAAAUACUACAUGUGCCAUCUCGUCUCUUGAUAUCCUUUUUCGGAUGUCUUCGUUUCGUACCAUAUCUUGCCAAUUUAUUUUUAGAAUUCGUCGGAGAAAUUGUGGAUAAUUCUCAUUCGGAUUUAUCAUCAAAAGAUGAAGUCUUAACAAAUUUCAAUUCUCUAUCUAUUGACUCUGCUGAUGAAGAAGACACAGCUGAACGUCAACGGACAUGCGGAACAUUUAUACCAUUGAUACCUGAGUUUAACGGUAAACCAGGCUUACAAGAUACGAUUCUAUUGCUUGGAAAAACACCACUGGAUUAUUUUCAUUUUUUUUUCGAUGACGAUAUGAUGAAGCGUAUAGUCGACGAAACAAAUCGCUAUUAUUCUCAGAAUCCAGUGGGUGAUCGACAGCACAUGUCUAGCUGGCAAGAUAUAACCUCAGUGGAAAUGUAUAUCUUUCUUGUAAUCACAAUUCUUACUGGCAUUAUCAGGAAAAAUACAAUUAAUGAUUAUUGGAGCACUGAUCCUUUAUUAUCCACACCUAUUUUUGGUCAGUAUUUUACAAGAAAUAGAUAUUUAGACAUUCUACAUUACCUACACUUUGUCAAUGAUGAUGAAAUUUCUGAAAACAACCGUCUCGAAAAGCUAAACCCAAGCAUAGAUCAAUUGAAAAAGAAGUUUUCCAGUUGUAUCAGUCCAACACAAAAUCUCUGCAUUUAUGAAAAUUUUAUCAUUUACACAGGAGCCAAUACAGAGUAUCAAAUUACACCUGGACUGAAAUUGAGUGGAUCUAUUGUAAUGACGCUAAUACAACAUUAUUUGAAUAAAGGGCACCACUUAUAUGUCGAUAAUUGGUAUACAAGUCCAGCACCUUUUGAACAUCUACAUCGGAAGAAAACUGGUGCAUGCGGUACUGUUCGCAAAAAUAGGAAAGGAUUACCAUCUCUAUCAAAUGGGUUGAAAAGAGGUGAAAGCCAAUACUCUCAUACAAAUGUCUUACUUGCACUGAAAUGGAAGGACAAAAGAGAUGUUUAUAUGCCUUCAACAAUUCAUUCGCCAUCAUAUACAGAUACAAACAAAGUAGACCGGCAAACUGAACAAGUAAUCCGUAAAUCUGUUUGUAUUCUUGAAUAUACUAAAGACAUGGGUGCUAUUGAUCAUACCGAUAUGCAAAUUUCGUUUUCCGAAUGUACAAGAAAAUCAAUAAAACGGUACAAAAAACUUUUUUUUCAUUUAUUAGAUAUGACUAUUUAUAAUGCAUUUAUAAUUUAUAAAAUGCAGAAUAAUAUUUCGCCUCAAUUAUCUGAUUGUCGACUUGAUCUCAUCAGAGAAAGUUUGACGAAGUUCGGACCACAAAGACCAAAUUACUAUUGGAAGGUCAUCAAUAAGACUUUCUCCUCUUCAUCUCACUGCCCGGCAUUUUCCAUCGUUGAUCGCACAAACAUCACAGCUAGCAGAAAAACCUCGACGCAGAUAUGUAGUGUGCACAUCUCAUAG